CGACCAACAGAAAAUAACCAGAUGGUUUUCUUGUUUCCAACAACAGGAACUGUCAUAGGAUUCCUGACGAUAUGUCUGGGCAUCUCUUGGGUGUACUUGGCAGUCAGAAAAAGAAGGAUAAUAAAACUGAGGGAGAAGUUCUUCGAGAGAAAUGGCGGCUUCAUGCUACAGAAAGAACUCUUAGGGAUGGACAAGUCGACAAAUCAAACCCAGAUCUUCUCAGCAGAAGAACUCAAGAAAGCUACCGAAAAUUUCCACGAGAGUAGAAUCCUUGGUCAAGGUGGCCAAGGGACGGUAUACAAAGGAAUAUUAUCCAAUAACCGAAUUGUGGCGAUUAAGAAGGCCAAGAUAAUGGACACUGGCCAAGUAGAAGAGUUUAUCAACGAACUAGUUGUUCUCUCUCAGAUUAACCACAGAAACGUGGUGAAACUCCUAGGUUGUUGCCUGGAGACAGAAGUUCCACUAUUGGUUUACGAGUUUGUGAUCAAUGGUACCCUUUUCGACCACAUUCAUGUCCAACACAAUUCACUAGUCCUCCCAUGGGAAACCCGACUCAAGGUAGCCACAGAAAGUGCCAAUGCCUUCUCAUAUCUCCACUCUGCAGCUUCUAUCCCGAUCAUUCAUCGAGACAUCAAGUCUGCUAAUAUCUUACUGGAUGACAACUAUGCAGCCAAAAUUGCAGACUUUGGAACAUCAAGAUUAAUUCCAAUGGAUCAAAAGCAAAUAACAACGCUUGUGCGGGGAACCCUUGGGUACUUGGAUCCUGAGUACUUCCGCACAAGCCAUUUGACUGAAAAAAGUGAUGUCUACAGCUUCGGUGUAGUUCUCCUCGAGUUACUUACCGGAAAAACGGCACUUUCUUUCCGCAGGCCAGAAUCUGAGAGGCACCUGGUCACAAACUUUGAAUCUGCAAUACAAGAAAAUCGAUUACUCGAAAUUCUAGACCAGCAAAUUCUAACUUCUGAAAACAUUGAGCAACUCAAAGAAGUGGCUGAUUUGGCUAUGCGUUGCGUGAAAAUCAGAGGAGAGGAGAGACCGACAAUGAAAGACGUUGCGGCAGAACUCGAGGAUUUAAGGUCUUUGGGAACCAAUAAUGCCCCGAAAUCACAUCACCACAAACAUAUAGUGGGAAGCACAAACAAUGAUCAGCCAUGGACGGUGUGAGGGGUCCGAGUAAACUCGACAAUUAAGAGACCGGAAGAUGCUCUCCAUGUUUUCUUUUUCUUCCUUUUACAAGAAACUAUGUAGCUAUGCAAUUUCCCUCUAUCUACGUGACGUUUGCCUACAAUAUAAUCUUGGUGGGACUCUUCCUCCGGCCCCAUUCGGCUAUACUAUCUUCCCUCAAAUACAAUGUUUGUAACCCUUUCCAAGAUGCACCUCCAUUUUGCAUCAAAAGUGAUGAUAAUGAUCCUUAAAACCAGGCUUUCUUCUUGUAUUAUCUCUAAUCCAACAAUUUCCAGGAACAUUUGGAACUGAAAACUCGAGAAAUUCUCCCAUUUCCAUGCCCAUAAACAAAUGGAACAAAGACUCAUAAUGUGAAGAAAUGAAACCGCAAUUAGAAGGCUUCGAAAGCCACCAUCUCUCAGGAAUUUCUACAAACACCUUCAGAGCAUCCUAAACAAUCACUCGUUCUUUAGAAUUUGCCACCAAUUCCAACCAUAAAAUCAACAAGAUUUAACCUUAUUCCGCACCCCCUGAAAUGGCGGACAAGACAUAGCAGCGGACGGAAGAAAACGGCUACAAAGAGAGUAAGACGCUAUCAUCGCGAAUGGAACAAAACAAACAUAGAAGACUCCACGCUGACAGGCUUCGACGGGUAACGGGUCACCCGCAUCUCGCGUAAACGGGUCGGAUCCAAACCGUGUGAAGGUAGAAGAUGAUGAGCUGGGAUUGCUGCUAUGCUUCAGUAUCAAAUAUUCUCCAAGGAACUGCUGUUGGUAACUUAUGGAAUCUGAAAAUGUGCGAGAGAGGUACUAAAUGGCGUAUUGCAGGGGAAAUCCGGUCAUGUUCAGAUAGAAUCCCAUGGAUUCUCACGUUUGGGUUUAUG
Messenger RNA from Tarenaya hassleriana, 2047 nucleotides. Its product is annotated as wall-associated receptor kinase 5-like. Gene Ontology annotation, biological process: cell surface receptor signaling pathway; protein phosphorylation. The transcript has a single exon. Lineage: Eukaryota; Viridiplantae; Streptophyta; Magnoliopsida; Brassicales; Cleomaceae. The coding region runs from base 22 to 1164 and encodes 380 amino acids. Gene Ontology annotation, molecular function: ATP binding; protein serine/threonine kinase activity. Gene Ontology annotation, cellular component: plasma membrane. The record is from RefSeq and is a predicted model, not a curated record.